CGAGAACUAAAUACCAGAACACUUUUGGUGAAUAAAAUAUCGGGGACACGUGGGAAUCAGGAUUAAAGUUUACAGUUUUUGAAUCAGGAUUUCAGCCUCUUCAGCUCUGACCAGAACUGGACCAGACCUGUGGUUCUGCUCUGAGGUUUCUACCCCAUAGCUCUCCAGAUGGAAACCGGCCCCUGCACAAAGUAGGAGUGGGCGAGGCCUAAACCAGGCCACCUUUCCUCUGGUAUAACCUUUGAACUUGAUGUGGUGACUUGUGUCUGGUUUGGUGGCUGCAGGGAUGUAUGAGAAGUACAUCGUUCUGAUCUUUGAGAAUGGUCUGGUGAUGAAGGAGCAGAUGAUCCUGGAGGAUAUCCUGCAAUUCGUCGGUAGGAGCAACAAGGUCAGCAAGUUUCCAUCCAAGCUGACCUUUGAGGAGGCCAACGUCCGACUGGUCAACUACAACAAGGCAUCCAAUCAGAAGUGGGAGAAGGUGAAGCCCGCUCCGAUCCCCUCCAGCAUCACCAAGGUGUCUCCGGCUCCCGCGGCCAGUCAGACCGUCUGCACGCAGAUGGCAAUCCGCCAGAGGACCAACUCCUACCUUGAGGAAGAGGACGAGAACAUGACGGACCUCCAGCCCCCCUUCCCUGGUCCGAAUGAGAAGUAAGUCUGAAGCCCUGAGAUCCGACCCGCCUGUCAGAACCAGCCGGAUGGUACCAGAACCUUUCAUGUC
Nothobranchius furzeri (turquoise killifish) is the source of this 718-nucleotide messenger RNA. NCBI's taxonomy places the organism in Eukaryota, Metazoa, Chordata, Actinopteri, Cyprinodontiformes, Nothobranchiidae. The record is from RefSeq and is a predicted model, not a curated record.